This is a messenger RNA of Branchiostoma floridae (Florida lancelet), 2299 nucleotides long. RefSeq names its product mitochondrial folate transporter/carrier-like. The record is from RefSeq and is a predicted model, not a curated record. Gene Ontology annotation, molecular function: folic acid transmembrane transporter activity; FAD transmembrane transporter activity. Gene Ontology annotation, cellular component: mitochondrion. The transcript has 8 exons. Gene Ontology annotation, biological process: nucleotide transport; folate import into mitochondrion. The coding region runs from base 229 to 1191 and encodes 320 amino acids. Lineage: Eukaryota; Metazoa; Chordata; Leptocardii; Amphioxiformes; Branchiostomatidae.
CUCCCAUUGGUGAAUCGCCCGGGAAGUAUGGGAAAUAUCCAACAUGGCUGCGCCCAUCGUAAAAUUUGCGUAAUCGUAAGUUUUUAUCAAGAAACUACCAUUUUCUCAUCACUUGGACCUCAGAUUUAGCACUGUUUAUCGAUAUUUGAUCCAAGGCUGUACGGAAUACGUCUAGGAAAAAGAUACGGUUGAAAUUCGUCGGCGUUUUGGAGAUAUUUUGGGUUUUUGAUGGCGUCAGGCGACGCUCACGUAACACCUAGGACUGGUCGACUGAAGUUGUUCCGACAUGUGAAGGGGGAACAUCUGUUCGCUGGGGUGAGCGGAGGGGUCAUCUCAACACUCGUGCUGCAUCCGCUGGACCUCAUCAAGCUCAGAUUCGCAGUAAGUGAUGGCCUUGCGAGCAGACCCACCUACCAGGGGAUCCUGGACUGUGUGCUGGCCAUCUACAGGGCACGGGGAUUCCCGGGGCUGUACGCAGGGGUAACACCCAACAUAGCGGGGGCUGGAGCUUCAUGGGGACUCUACUUCUUAUUCUACAACGCCACCAAGCAGCAUUGGCUGGAAUGGCAGGGCAUGCAGCCAAAUGGUAACCUGGGACCAGGCAAACACAUGGUGGCAGCAGCUAAUGCAGGAGUGAUCACCUUGGCCAUCACUAACCCCAUCUGGGUGGUGAAGACUCGGCUGUGUCUGCAGUAUGAGAACGAGAUGAGGAACGUGGCCGUCAGCAGGCGCUACAGGGGGAUGUCUGAUGCACUGGCCAAGAUAUGGAGACAUGAGGGCAUGAGGGGGAUGUACAAGGGCUUCGUUCCAGGGCUGCUUGGUGUGUCCCAUGGUGCAUUACAGUUCAUGUCAUAUGAGGAGUUGAAAACACAGUACAACUUGUACCGAGGCACACCCAGGGAUAAACACUUGAACCCCUUGGAGUACCUUACAAUGGCAGCACUGUCAAAGUUGUUUGCUGUUUCUACAACUUACCCGUACCAGGUUGUCAGGGCAAGAUUACAGGACCAACACAACAAGUAUGAUGGAGUUAUUGAUGUAGUUAGGAAAACAUGGAGAGGAGAGGGUAUGGGAGGGUUCUACAAGGGAAUCGUCCCCAACCUGAUCCGUGUCACCCCUGCCUGCUGUAUCACGUCUGUUGUCUACGAGAACUUCAUCAACUUCUUCAUGAAACCCAAGGACAGCAGCUGAUAAUGGUGACUUACACAUGUACUUUCACCAUUAAGUUCUGAAAUGGCACCUUUUAUUUAGAUGUUGAACUUGAAGUUACAUAUUAACACGUAUGAUAUAACAAAACGUAUUGCCAUUAUGUCCUGAUAUUUUGAAUUUUGGACAUCAAAAGACUCCACUAUAUUAUACAAUGUACAUGUAACUGAAAGCUUAUACACAUAGUUGUGGAGUGUCAUUACAUUAUACAUUAUUCCAGUAUUAAACCAUUGUACAUUGUACAAGUAUAUGUGCAUAUGUACAGGCAUGAUGUAAAGAAAAACAGAACUGUAACUGUUGUAAUUAACAUGAUACUAAAGUAGUAAAGAAGUACUGCAACAAAACAAAGUUUCAAUUGACAUAUAGAGAUAAUAGUACAAUGCUAAACUUUUCUUCCAACGCACAGACCUUUGUGUUGAAAGAAAUUUUAGCAUUGUACUAUGACUACUUCCAACACAGAUGAGUUUCCAUCGUAAUAUUGUAGAGAUAAUGUAUACUUAUGAAAGAAAGUGAAAGUGAAAGUACUACUUAGAUGUCUUUGAAUGGUGUAGGUCGUAUGUGGCAAUAGGUGGGGCGAUGAUCUCUAUAGUUUGUUUGCUGCAAGCUCUUUUGUACAUGUGUAUACAGAGAGGGAAAUGCAAUACACUAGUUAUUUGCUAUUAUAGUACAAAAUCAUGCAUCUUAGCAAAUCUGAGGAAGGACAAUGUUGGAGCAGUAUUUUAUGUACAGACAUUUAGUUGCAAUUUUGGGGUCAAAUCAAGUUGUAUAUUGGUGCUUAGGUUCCUUAUUCAACUGGAUCAUAGAAAAGGAGAUGCUGGUAUUGCAACAAUUUCUGGUAAUGUUAAGAACAUUGGUGUUAUACAUGUACAUGUAUGUACAUUUGUACUACUAGGUACAAUGUAUAAACUAGAAGUAACACAAAGUAAGACAGAAAGGGGAGAUAGAAGAUUUCAGACAUGACAUUUUUUUAUUAAAAGUUUCAACUAUUAAAGAAAGUCUAUCCAGGAGUUUUCUAAUAGAUAAGUAUGUUUCUGUGUUUUGAAAAUUGUCCAUGCAAUAUUUUAAAGCUGCAUUAAAACCAGUGCUUGUAAAA